AUGGAAUAAUAAACUAAUCAACUAUCUUGGAAAGCUUAGUAAAAUCCCAAAGAAUUGGAUUUGUCAUACUGUGUGUUUUUAUAGGACAAUGAAUUCAUAACUUAUUUAAAAUCACCUCAAGCUUAACAAAUGCAAUCAUUAAAUUUAUCACAUACGUUGUUAUCAGAUGCCUCCCUUUUAUAAUUGAGUUUCUUAAAUGCAAAAUCUUUGAAGUUUUUGAAUUUAAGUUAUUGUGUAAAUUUUACUGAGGGAGCAAUAGUCAAUUUAUUAAACUCAGAUACAAUAGUGAAUAUUGAAGUUCUUGAUUUAUCAGGUAAUCAAUUAUCUGAUGUUUGUUUAAAAUUUGUACUAUAACCAAAUAAAAUGAAAUCCUUGGCAUAGAUUAUUUUAAACGAUAUUGUAUUUAAUUGUUUAGUUAUAUAAUAUAGAAAAAAGGGCAGCAAGGCUUUUCAUACAAACUGUUUGAAAUACUAUCUUAAACCAAUCUCAAUAAGAGUUUGUUAAAUCUUAGUAUUGGUAAUUCUUUUGUAUAACCUGAUUAAUUAUAAAUGACAAAAGCUUAAACAAUAAUGAAUACAUUUUUUAAUAGAUUAAUGAAGGAAGAUCAUACGUAAAUUAUAAUAAAAUAUAAUUUUAGCUUCUUUUAUCAAUUAAGUCUAAAAAGUACAUAAAUAUAAACCUUAACACUUUAUAAAUGCGAAUUACUUACUAACAAAUUCAUAAAAAUGUUAUGUAGAAAUGUUGUAUUUAUGAGUUCGAUAAAAAUAUUAAAUAUUGGGCAUUGUAAAUUAUUAACAGAUAAAAUAUGUUAUUAUUUAUCUGAAGCUGGUGCAUCUGUUUAAAGAUUAGUAGACUUAGAAUUAUUGGGUUUGAAUAUAACAUAUGAUGGAUUAGAUAAAAUAAUGAAGAGCAAAUCACUUAAAUUAGCUCAUCUUGGAUUGGCUAUGUGUGAUGAUAUUUAACAUGAUGCAAUAAAGUCAUUAAUGGAUUCUAAAUUUGGUAAGACAUUGACUUCUUUAGAAGUAUCUGGAUCUUACUCUUCAAAAAGCUAAAUUGUUGGAAUGUUUUCAUAAGAAUAAAUUAUUUGGAAAGAUUUCAAUCUUAAAACUCUUUAUAUUGAGCUUUUUUUAGAUUAAGGAUGCUAUUAUUAACAUGUAGGAAAAUAAUAACUUUAAUUUUAAAAAUCAUAACAAUUACAUUUUAAAUUAUCUCAAUUAGAUCCAUAUUAUAAAUCAUUUUUUGAGACACAUAUGUAUUCAAUAAUAGAUUAAAUAAUUUUCAUUAAAAAAAUUAAAGUUGUUCUAAAAGUUCAAUAUACUGAUGAAGAUUUAAUUGCUUAAUACUUAACUAAUUUUAUUGAAUAGAAUAAUCUCUUAGACUAAUUACUGACUAAUGAUAAUCAAUUAUUUGUUAACAAUCUUUGUAUUUUAUCAUAUGUUUUAUAAUCAAUAACAAAAGCUUCAGCUAAAAUAUGUGAUGUUGAAGAAAAGAAUUCUUAAGAAAAUUAGAUUUCUAUUAUUUAAAUUAAUUAUUUAGAUCCAAUUGAGAAAGAAAAAAUUAAUGUUUCUUAAAUUAGAAACUUAGUAUUAAUCAAGUAAGAUAUGUUAAGGGAUAAAGAUCUAGCAUUAGUAGGAAAAUACUCUGAAACCAUAUUUUCAUAAUUGUCAUAUAUUUAAAUUAAAGGUAAAAUUAAUAAUCAUUUAGGUUGUAAACAAAUUACUAUAAAAGGCUUAAAAUUAUUAGGAGAUAAAUUAAAUCAUUAAUUACAAUUUUUAGAUGUAAGGAAAACAUAAAUUAAAUUAAACGAUCAUUCUCAAAUUCUAACUGAUUUUAUUAAUCUCACUUCGUUCAAUAAUAAUAAAAUUCAACUAGACUUUAAUCAAGUAUAUUUUAAUUUUAAAAUAGAAAAAUACUAAAGAAGACUUAAUAUCAUGGCUAAAUCUGUUGUUUAGAUUAUUAUCAUUAAAGAAAUUAAGUAUUAAAAAUACUAAUAAAUAAUCAAUUUUUAAUAUGUUUUUAAUGAGAUUUGUAGCUUAGAUGGUUAAGAAUAAUCAUUUAUCUAUGAAAAAAUUAUACUUAUAAUGUUUUUUGAACAUUGCAGAUUUGUAAUAAUUUUAUAUUAAAUUAGCUAAUUAUACUAAGAAGAAAGUUUGACUGAAUUAUGUGAAAGUCUUUAAUUAAGUUUCAAUAUAAAAACAUUUUAUUUAGAAAUUUCUGGAUUAAUUAAACACUAAUUUAUUAUAGAUGUAUUUAACACUUUAAUUAAUACUUAAAUUACAAACUUAAACUUAUAACUUGAAAAGUAUAUUAAUUCUGUAUUAUAGAUAAAAGUUGUAAUAUUAUUGAUGAAAUCUAUAUUAAUAAAUAAACCAAUGCUCAUUACUUUAAAACAUUAGAAUUCAGCACUUUAAAUUUAACUCAACUUGACAUAAUCCUUUAUAAUACAUUAUAAUUAGAAAACUUAACAGCUGUAUUUUCUCUAAAUGAAAACAAAUUCGAUAGUUUAAUUUAUCUUUUUUAAAAUAACUAAUUAGUCAACUUAAAAGUUGAAUUAUAACAAGCAAAAAUAGAACAAUUUUUAGAAAUUUUAUCAGUUAUAAACACUGAAAAUUUAAAAACAGUUGAUUUUAUGAUAAAUAAGUAAAAAGGUUUUUUUUAUAUUAUAGUAUUUAAAUUAAUGAAAAUGUUCUCUAAAAGCUAUUAGAAUUUCUACUUAAGAGUAAAAAAUUGAUAGAAUUCACGAUUUCAAUGAUUGGGUAAGUAUUUUAAGUAACUUUAGAUGUGGGUGUACUAAAUAAAUGAUGGAUAAGUAUUUUAAAAGCAAUAUGUAAGUUUUUAAAAUCCCAUAACUGAAAUUUUAUUAUUGA
Molecule: messenger RNA, 2867 nt
Organism: Paramecium sonneborni
Lineage: Eukaryota; Ciliophora; Oligohymenophorea; Peniculida; Parameciidae
Source: the annotation of a GenBank genome assembly